Rana temporaria (common frog) is the source of this 5200-nucleotide messenger RNA. It is a transcript of the gene SEMA6C, whose product is annotated as semaphorin 6C. Gene Ontology annotation, molecular function: chemorepellent activity; semaphorin receptor binding. The record is from RefSeq and is a predicted model, not a curated record. The transcript has 20 exons. Gene Ontology annotation, biological process: negative regulation of axon extension involved in axon guidance; positive regulation of cell migration; neural crest cell migration. Lineage: Eukaryota; Metazoa; Chordata; Amphibia; Anura; Ranidae. The coding region runs from base 396 to 3533 and encodes 1045 amino acids.
UGUCUCUCUGCCUUACGAGCUCCUGGCAUGCAGUAGUUUGUUUUUCCCUGCUUCCAGUUAAGAGGCAGAGAGCUUGGUUUGCACACUGUUCUACCACUACGGAAUUACUCAACUCCAAGGGAGCCCAGGAAUCUGGGGCAAAGGGCCACCCCCCUCAUCCCUCCCCCCCCCUCUUUUUUGUCCCCGGGCCCCCCUUCAAAACCCCCUUCGUCGGAUGAGGAAACUAACCCAACUCGUCAGCGCCUUGGAAAAAAGAACAAGAUCUGAAGUUUUCAUCGGACCCCAUAUACCUGUCAACUGAACACUACUAAGAGCCGCCGACAAGACCAGAAUGAACAUCAGUUGAAGCUCGGGUACCAUCCUCUCAAUUCUACUGCAACGCGAAGAACACAAGAAUGUCCCACGUGCCUUUUGCUGUGGUUCUUCUCCUCAUCAGAUGUCUACUGUCCUCUUCUCUUGUGUUCCCGAAGGACUUAAGUCCUAUCAGAACCAUUGAUUCGGGAAGCACCAGAUCCUACCCAUUGUUUCGAGGACUGACCAGCGAUGAAAACGCAGUAAAUCUCGGCUUGGACUUCCAGAAGAUGAUCCGGCUCAACCAAACGUUAUUUGUUGCUGCAAGGGAAUAUGUGUACGCAAUCGAUCUGAAGAGGACUAAAGAUGCGAUCACAAGCGACAAGUAUAUCACAUGGAAGACGCAAAAUUUGGACAACUGUGCCGUGCGAGGAAAACCACUGGACGAAUGCUACAAUUAUAUUAAAGUUCUGGUAAUCAAGAAUGACCAAACUCUCAUCGCCUGCGGCACCAAUUCCUUCAACCCAACAUGCCGAAACUACAAGAUCAAAACCUUGGAGCAGGAAGGCGAAGAGUUUAACGGCCAAGCCCGGUGCCCUUUUGACGCCAAGCAAACCAACGUGGCCCUUUUUGCAGAUGGGAAUUUGUAUUCAGCCACGGUGGCCGACUUCCAAGCCAGCGACGCCGUCAUCUACCGAAGCCUGGGGGAGAAGAGCCCCGUUCUCCGCACCAUCAAAUACGACUCCAAAUGGCUUAGAGAACCCCAUUUUAUCCAUGCGGUGGAGUAUGGAAACUACGUGUAUUUCUUCUAUCGGGAGAUCUCGAUGGAAUAUACCACACUGGGCAAGGUGACCUUCUCUCGGGUGGCCAGAGUAUGCAAAAACGACAUGGGUGGCUCUCCUCGGGUCUUGGAGAAGUACUGGACCUCCUUUCUGAAAGCUCGACUCAACUGCUCUGUCCCAGGAGACUCCUUCUUCUACUUUGACGUCCUCCAGUCCAUGAGCGACAUCCUUACCAUCAACAACCGGCCGGCAGUCAUUGGAGUAUUCAGCACCCAGGCCAACAGCAUCACUGGCUCAGGAGUCUGUGCCUUCUACAUGGACGACAUCGAGAAGGUCUUCAAUGGAAAGUUUAAAGAGCAAAAGACCACUGAGUCGGCUUGGACCCCGAUCCCAGAAGACAAGGUUCCCGUGCCCAGGCCUGGUUGUUGUGCGGGGUUUGGCAACGCUGCCUCCUAUAAGGCCUCCAGUGAGUUCCCAGAUGAGACCCUCUCCUUCAUCAAAUCCUUCCCUCUUCUGGACGAGGCUGUGCCUUCUAUAACAGAGACACCAUGGUUUACCAAGACAACUAGCAGGUACAAAUUGACCCAAAUCGCUGCUGACACGUUGGCCGGCCCCUAUGGAAAUUACACGGUCUUGUUUCUUGGCUCAGAGGACGGGAAGGUGUUGAAGGUCUUGACCGGCACUACGGAGAACUCCACCGUGGAGACGGCUCUCUUAGAGGAGAUUAAUGUUUACAGCCAAGAUAGGUGUGGGGUGAGGGCGGAGGAUGGGAAGAUACUGGGGCUGCAGGUGGACCGUGAAAACCAUGCCUUGUUCGUCGCAUUCUCCAGCUGCAUCAUUCGGGUUCCUCUAAGUCGCUGCGAAACCUAUGGAACCUGUAGACGGAGCUGCCUGACCUCCAGAGACCCGUACUGCGUGUGGUUGAAAUCGGGGACCUGCGCCAACUUCCGGGGCGACCCAAGGGCCGGGGUUGAGCAGGAAGUUGAACAAACAAAACUUCGGGGCAACUGUCAAGAUCUCGUCACUGCAUCGGGGAGUCUUGAUGGCGAUGGAGACUCCGCUUACGGGAAAGUCCCGCUCAGUGGUGACAUCACCAUGUCCAAUGUUGCCUCCCUUGGGGAUGUGACUCUCCCAGGCGGGCGCGGCUACCCCCCGCCAGGUGUGACAUCAGACGGUUACUACCACCUUUCUGCCUGGCACACUCUUAGAACCCAGGGUGUGCGGCAGGAGGCUGCAGGCGAUGAGGACACCAAGACCGUCCAUUUCACGUUCCUCAUCGGGUGUGUCUUCGUAGCCUUUGUGGUAGGAUCCAUCUUUUCAGGCCUUUUUGUGUCCUGUUACUGCAACCACAUGUUUCAGAAGAACAAGCACAUUGGGAAGGACCCAGAAUCCAAUCUACAACGGCCUCUAUCUUUGAGAAGCCUGGCAAAGAUGAAUGGACUUUUAGACACCCAGUCAAAGGACGGAAUGGAAGCAACCUCACCGAAGCUCUACACCACCCUCCUGCAUGGAGACAAAGAGCAGCAAGCAGAAACAACCAAAGCUGGAUCAAAAGACCAUCCCGAACUAUCUGGUCUCCCCACUCCAGAAUCCACUCCAGAAUUGCCAAUGAAGAAUCUCAAAGCCUUCAAGAACCAAUGGGAAAGAAAUCAGAAUUGUAAUAAUGCCAAAGAAAUCCAAAGCAAAAGUCCGGUUUUCCAUUUUCCUGUCUCCAAUUCCCAGGUCUUUCAGUUUCCUAGCACAGUUGCCCUCCCGAGCAGCAUGCAUGGGUACGAUCAGCCUCUUUCUAGCUAUGCAGAUGAUAAGAAGAUACCCAACUCUGAAAGGGCUAUGAUCCGUCAUUCGCAGUGCUAUCUCCCCAAAGGGGUUGAAGUGACAACUCUAGAGGAACUUCUAAAACACCUUCCAGAAGGUGGUGGCUCACCGAGAAAAAUGUCUGGCAUGAUGGCUAUUAGCCCUCAAGCUGUCAGCCCUCAUUCACCCAUGUCAUUCAUGAACAGGGUCCAGCCCCAAAUUCCUGAAACUGAAAGCGCUCCUUAUUACAGCUCCUCAACUCUUCCGAGAGACAGUCUGCCCAGAAGAUUGGACAUCCCGCCAGAUGUCAAUCCUCAAUCCUGUCUGGAGAAACAGUCAAGGCACCCCUCUCAAAGACAUUCUCUAUCCUCUGGGCACAAACUCAUGAACAUAGGUCCAGGACCGCUGGUCUCCAGGCAACAUAGCCUGGGUCAAGGAACCAGACAACAUCCUCCACCACUUCUCACAAGGAUGCACUCUACAGGCACCCCAGUGCCAAUGGAUAGCCACAACAUCUAUCUCUCCCGCCAGCAUAGCUACACAGAGCAAACUCCAAUGCAGAGGGGUAUGGUGAAAAGGACCUUGUCCUUGAGACCAGAAGUAUCAUCUGCCCCUGUGUUUCUCCCAUCGUCCCCCAUAAAGGAUGCAAACCAGUUUCAGUAUUAAGACACGUAUUUGGCUGCUCUACCAACCAAAGGACACUUAAGACAACUCUAAACUCAGUUGACAAACUGUGAAAAACGAUGCUGUGAACUUUUUUGCCUUGGUGUUUUGAAACUUCCUAGAUCGCAGCAACAUACAACUAAUAUCUAUUGUUACGUCAUCUCCAGCAAAAUAUGAGUGUUGCGGAAAAAAAGGACUACAAUGUGUUGGGAAACAAUGAACAAAUCUAUGCCACCAACACAUUUUGGAACUGCCUUGUUCUAUGUUGGAGAACCCGUGAAAAGCAUUUUUCGAAGGCAGGUGACUUAAUGGUUAAAAUUAAAGUAUUCUACCUAACGUCGAAAGCCUUUACUGGGAGCAGAUGACGUCCUUCACAUGAUGACAUUCAGUGGCCUGCAGUCUACUAUGUGCCUGGAUACUAAAGAGUAAGCCCCAAUUUCUGGUAGAUGGUUGGGCAGCACUUAGUGAGGCACAUAAGCGAAGCAUAGAUCAUCCUUAAAAAAAAUGUAUUACUCCGAUAAACUGAACCUGUGUCCCUGAGCCCAAACAGACCCUGAAUGAAGAACGUGAAACUGGCUCUCAUGAACUCAAUGGCAAACUUGGUUGACAUGAAUGGAUACCUCAAGAGGAAUAGAUCAAAUGUAAAUUAAUUUAUAUAUACAUCUAUGUAUAUAUAGAAAGAUAUAUAUAUAUAUAUAUUUCACAAUCUAACUCCAUAUAAAAGGAGGUUUUUAAUUUACCCUACUGUGUAGGGGCAAGAAACUAACUUCUAUAUUAUUAAUUCUGAAAUGUAUGGACUGAAAAAAAAAAAGAUGAAGAUUUUUUUUUUUUUUAUUGAUGGUGCCUGAGCUAAUACACCCUUGUGACCCAUCCAACCAUGUGUAGGUAACAAAGACAGACCGCAGCACCAUCGUUUUCCCACCGCAUCAGUAUCGCAGCAAACUGACCCCCGUACUGGCUGUUCCCUAAAUCACCGGUGACUGGCUACAACUCAAUAUCAUUUGAGAUGAGGGUGACGUAGAACAGCCAACCUAUAAGCACUGUGUGCUUAAAGUGAAUGGGGUUGACUCUUUUUUUUCCUUGUUUGGACUAUGAAAGGUCGGAUAGAGGUGGCCAAGAUGGAGACACUCCUUGGCCUUGUGGCUUUGUCCCCAUUUUAAAUCCAAUUAGCUCAAUGGAUAGUCUGUGUACAUGUGUGCCUUAUUUCAACCUAGUAUUAUGAACAGUGAGAUUGUAGCAACACAAGUCUGUGAUUAUUUUGUCACUGAGGGGGGGUUCCUUUUUUUUCCCCACAAUGGUGCUUUUUAUCUUGUGGAGCAUCUCAGCUUUCCAAUGCGUGUACACUGUUGAGAUUUUGCUCCUUUGAGGUCGUAAUGGGCAGAUUGAGGAUGUUGGGUGCCUUGGGUUUCCCCCCGCCCCCCUACUUUGCUUUGGCUUGCUUCCCCAGUGCUUUAAAAGAUUAAAGACUGAUGACCUCCCCAACCCCAAGGCACUACCAACAAACCUAUCUGUGAACAAACUACUACAUCUUACUAACCUACACUGGUACUCCAAAGUAUACAUGGCUACACUGUAGGCCUCUUUGCCUUUUCCAUUGGCUCAUAUAACACUGCCACCCUUUGCUGUAUAAUUACGAAAAUACAAUUUUUCAUAAAUAUCUAGUCCUCGAA